Molecule: messenger RNA, 1352 nt
Organism: Salvia miltiorrhiza (redroot sage)
Lineage: Eukaryota; Viridiplantae; Streptophyta; Magnoliopsida; Lamiales; Lamiaceae
Exons: 6
Coding region: 1-528 (175 amino acids)
Source: RefSeq, a predicted model, not a curated record
AUGUUCGAUCAAGUUGCGUCGUUGCUGUCGAUCUGCCCAUGGCAUUUUUGUAAUUUUCAUUCCAUUUGUGACUUUUUUCCAAUAUUUGACUCUUCUUUAUCUUAUCUGAUCACUUUUACCAUUUCACUCUUAUGUUUCGCUGUGACACAGUUCCGGCAACGAAAAGAAAAGAAAAGGAGUUCUGCCGUAAGAAUCUCUCCCAAAUUCAAGGGUGAAAGUGCAAAGUCUGAUCAAAAUUCAACCAAAAAUCACACUAGAGAAAUCCAUUACACCAACAAAACAAGGAGACACGUGCUCUUUCACCGACAUUCACUUCUUCAAGAGUUACAUCUCCACGGGCGUAGUGAGCAUUUUCUUCCACUUGAGUGCCCUCACUGUCUGCUUGUCUUUGCUCACAUCGAAUUUGUUUGCUGGAACACUUUUCAUCCAUUAAUUACACCUUCUAUAUCUUGUUAUGGCGAAAAGAAGAUGUGUGCUUUCAAAGAAGGUGGGCUGCGUGAUCUGGGUUGCCGUUACAUGAUAAGCUAGCACUUGUUGCGAAAUUUGGACUUCGAGGUAUUUUUCUCACAAUGACUUGUAAUCCAAAGUGAGUGGAGAUUCGAAGUGAAUCAUUUCCUAUUGAAAAGAGUCAUAAUAGAAAUGAUUAGUAUGCAAGAUUUUUCAAGAGUAAAAAAAGAGUUCUUUUCUCACAAUGACUUGUAAUCCAAAGUGAGUGGAGAUUCGAAGUGAAUCAUUUCCUGUUGAAAAGAGUCAUAAUAGAAAUGAUUAGUAUGCAAGAUUUUUCAAGAGUGAAAAAAGAGUACUUGAAAAGAGUCAUAAUAGAGUUGAUUAGUAUGCAAGAGAUUUCAAGAGUAAAAAAAGAGUAUGAGUACUUGAAAAAGGAAAUCGUAAAAGACUCGUUGUUAGGGGUGGUUGCUGCUUAUUUUUAUGUGGCGAAUUUACUUCCACAUAUUCAUUGCAGUGGUGGCCGAGAAAAAUAAAGGUGAGUAUAAUAAGGUGAAUAUUCCACAUGAAACAACGAUGUUAAUAGUUUAAUGAUUCAACACUUGUAUGUACUUUGUACAAUUCUAUGACUUUUCGUAGUACUACACCAUGUCAGUGAUAUUUUAUCAAUGUUUUGAGGUUGUCUUUUGUAUGUACAUUGUAUAUGCCUCGAUGUAGGUUCCGGUUGAAUGCACUGCGUAUAUAUGAUGCAUAAUGUCUUAAAAAUAUUUAUGUAGUUUGUAUAUAAAAUGUACUCUGUAGAUUGCUACAAUGUUUAUGAGUUUAUGACUUGUAGAAAUUCUCCUAAAAGUCAUAGUAUAAUAUGGCUGCACUUGGAAAUGAUUUGAUUAGCAUUGUUACUGAUCCCA